Puccinia graminis f. sp. tritici CRL 75-36-700-3 is the source of this 681-nucleotide messenger RNA. RefSeq lists its product as uncharacterized. Gene Ontology annotation, molecular function: protein binding. The coding region runs from base 13 to 501 and encodes 162 amino acids. The transcript has 4 exons. Lineage: Eukaryota; Fungi; Basidiomycota; Pucciniomycetes; Pucciniales; Pucciniaceae. The record is from RefSeq and is a predicted model, not a curated record.
AUCCUCUUCAUCAUGAGCUCCCAGUCAUCAUCAACCAUCCAACCACUGAUAUCUGAUAAUCAUCGCCCUCCUGCAAGUUCUCUACCUGGAGAAACCCUCGCGUUUGCUGAACGGAUCUUUGAUGGUGCAAGAACCGGUGACCUCCCCUUGUUAACUUCAGCCAUCGAGGCUGGCCUGCCUGUUGAGCUCACUAAUGUAUCUGGGAAUAAUCUGCUGAUGCUCGCCGCCUACCAUGGACGAGCCGAGCUUGUACGCUUCCUCCUCUCUCGGGGCGCCCAGCCGGAUCGCCUGAACGAGCGCGGCCAAUCUGCCUUAUCAGGGGCGGUAUUCAAAGGGUGGACGGAGGUGGUGAAGGCCUUGGUGGAAGCAGGUGCCGACAUCAGGGCUGGCAAGCCAAACGCAAUCGAUUGUGCAUACAUGUUCAAGCGGGAUGAUUAUUGGCAGUUACUAGGAGCUUCAGCUUCCGAAAUCUCUUCCGAUGUACCCCAAAGAAUUCCUUGAUCAAUACAUAAGAGUCAUUACUAUUCACCAAAUCAAGACCCUGCAUGUUCCUUACUUCCAACAAAUCUGUUGUAAUUGAUAGUCUCUUUUGCCGGUUUUGAUUCUUGACACCAUGCUCAGCCACAAUUAGAUCUGGUGCAGAACAGACAAGAUGCCGCAUUUACCUUCAAAACCAUCUAA